Messenger RNA from Telopea speciosissima, 2473 nucleotides. RefSeq lists its product as uncharacterized. The coding region runs from base 49 to 1152 and encodes 367 amino acids. NCBI's taxonomy places the organism in Eukaryota, Viridiplantae, Streptophyta, Magnoliopsida, Proteales, Proteaceae. The transcript is spliced from 15 exons. The record is from RefSeq and is a predicted model, not a curated record.
AGGAGAAGUGGAGAACAAUCUGAUCAGUGGCGGAAGAGAAAGAGAAUAAUGGCGCAGAAGGCGUGGAAAAUAAUCCCGCGGCCAUUGUUAGAGACGGUGCUGAACAAUCAUGUCCAGCACCUCCGUGUCUCUCAACCUCUCAUUCUUCACGGUCUAAGAGGCGCUGGCAAAACUACUCUCAUCCUCAACCGUCUUCUCGAUGACUGGAACAAAGGCCCCCAUAUCACCGGCUAUGUCGAUUUUGGUCUCUCCGUCGAAGAUCAUCAUCGUAUCUAUAGCAAUCAAUCCUCUCCAUGGGCCUCUUGGUCCAAUGUGCCGCCUCCCACCCUCCCUUCUCUUCGUUCGCAGCUCGAACGCUGCCUGGAAUCAAUGGUCCAAAGGGGUGUCCGCCUCGGUACCAUUGGCCCUCAGCAAGUCUUCUCUACCCUCAAUAAAUGGCACAGCCUAAACUCCGCCCUCCGCAGCAUUCUCCAAAACCACACUCACAGCUCUACUACCAUCGACGACAAGGUUUCUACAUCGUGGUCCAGGGCGUUAUUCGCACUAUCUGCUCGAUCAAAAGCCAAUGAGAUUGAUGCGGUCCUUGGGUUGGAUGACAAAGGUAAGACUUUGACGCUCGAAGAGACCUCGUACUUCAGAGAAGCUCUGCUGUCGCUUCGACUUGCCAAGGAGGUCCUUCAAAUUCAUCAGAGCUGGAGAGCAAAUGCAGUCUCCCACUUGAACCGUACUGGUGGUUUCUCGAGGUCCCUGGCCAAUUCUUCCACUGAUUGGCCAUAUUUGUUGUUGGAACUUCUCUCCGCCGCUGCUGAGGUUGAUAACUUCCAGCCAAAGCUCGUCAUAAACAAUAUUGAUGUUCUCCGGGAUGCAGUCCUAACUGAUGAUUCGACCUUGUCUGCAUCAAUGUAUCAUGACAGUCUUCUUUGGAGAUUAAUAGCAUUGGGUGUGACUGAAAGGUGUUUGCCAGUCAUACUUUUAACAUCAGAUAGCUACUACUCGUACCGAGCCUCUAUGGAUUUUGGGUAUCCAGACUUAUUCAUCUCCCGUGAGACUUUUGGAUGGACUCCUCAAGAAGCUAAAAUGCAUAUGGUUACUGAUUUCUUCACUGAAUCUGAGUGGCGGCUGAUUGCUGAGAUGCUUGGACCAAAUCCAUGACAUCUCUCUGAAUUUUAUGCGCUCAAACAAAGCAGUUAUAACAAGAAGGUUGUGGAGGAUAGUGACAGGAGUACGUUUGAGGAUAUUCUAGAUGCAUACCUGGCAUAUUUGCAAGUGACUGUGGUGAAUCCUGCCAUGGAAUUAGCAUUGUCUAGUCUGCAAAAAUUUGCUGUUGAUGUGUACAGUGGAAGGAUCUCGAAAGAUCGAUUGCGUUUUGGUGAACCAUGGAGACAUACCCCACGCACAGACAAUCCUGCACUCUGUUUAGAGUGGGCAAAGAUUCAACUAACCGAUUUCAUUCAAGCUCUAGUGAAUGCUGAAUUUGGGGUUAAUUACCUUGCUGAUUGUAGCCUUGAGAUCCUGGAUGAUCCUUCUGCAGUUGCUAUGUUGGAGGUUGGUUUACUCUACGCACAGCGAGAUCCAUCAUUCAUUCGUCCUAUAUCUCGAGGUAUUCAGAGGUGUCUUGUCAGAUGGCUUGUCCAGGAAAGGAUGAAUAUGUCCCUUCAGCAGUUGCGUGAGUACCCAUGGCAGAGAAUAGUACAUGGUCGCAGUUAUCACCAUUUGAUGAAGGAAACUGGAUAUAAGUAGUCUGAGGAUAGCUUGGCAAAGGCGUAAUCUUUUUUUACUGAUGGCAUGUCCCUUGUACCCCAGGAGGUUCACAUGCAACAAGCAUUGGUGGAAUAUGCAAGAAAGGAUUCUCAAGCAAUUCUUGUCGUGUUGUAGCAAGUACUGGCAUUAGUUUCUCAUGUAUGUUUAAAGACCAGUAACUUUGGCAUUCCAUUCAGACCGAAUGACAAAAUGACUAUUCACUUGGUGCAAUAACACAAGUUCAGCCAACUUCGUCAAUUAGUGAAGUAUCUCACUUCCAAAGAUGGAAGAAGAGGUUUCCAAAUACAAUUCUGGCAGACUUAAAAAUGACUUUUGACUAGGUGGAAUAACGUGAGUUCGGUUGUGAACUUCAUCAAUUAAUAAUCUUACUUCCAAAUGAAGAAAAGGUCACUGUUUCUGAUUGUGCUGACUAAAGCCAAACAUGCAAGAACUAGGUUGAUAGGAAGGCACUUUUAAGGACUGUGGGACUGAAUAGUACCUCUUAUCGGUUCAACAGGGAUCAAUGUCUGUACUCGGGAUGAAGUUUGUAAUGAAUGGCAUACAUACUUAAAAUGAUCGAGUAUUUUCACUGCUGUGUAUUUUUGCCUGGUGGUGUAUUUGGCUAGUAUAUUCUUUUAACUUAUUUUUUUCUUCAGUUUGUGAAUCAUGCUUGCUGUGUUUGCUUGAAACCAUAAUUAUCUGCCCAUAUGAAAGUGGUGCCCAUUCAUCCUCU